GUUUUCAAUGUCAGUGUCAUGGUAUGAUGUUAUUAUAAACAUAUAACAAACUUGUCUGCAAUAAAUAUGAUCCACAAAUGUUUCGGACUAUUGUGCCUGCUAUACCAUGUGGCAGCAAUCAAACGGUACUAUGCCAGUGAGUCAUGUGGCCAUGUGUACGGUCCCGACUUUCUUACGGUGCUAGAGUUCGACCAGGGAGUGGAGUACAUCAAAAACAAGCCUUCCACAGACCAGAAUCUGGCGCCGCCCUUGCAGCUUAGAAACAAGGUAUGGGAGUGCGUGAUUGUCGUGAAAGGGAUGCCGUCUACAACCACUAACCGCUCCAUCGGCCUUCACUGGCGGGACUUCCACAUUUGGGAUCGCGACAUUGACGUCGCCAGCGAGAGCGUUAACGCUUGCGGCAAAGCAUACGUUACCAUAUACGCCGGUGCAGACACUUCAUCUGCCCGGUCGUGGACCAUGUGUGGCAAGGACACGAAGCGGGAGUUCUUUGAGUUCACUGGCGACUUUAUCACGUUCAAGUUUUACGCUGACUUCCGGCGUAACGCGUCCUACACUUAUCCGCCCACCACCGCUCCCCCGCCCACUCGACCACGCCCACCUCAAGUGAACUGCACAGACCCACGAGAUGUCACUGACAAUAUGACAUCGAACUUUCCUCUGUGCUCCACGACGACCGCUCGACCUUCCACUACGCCCAAGGAUUACUACCCGUACCCAGAACUAUACUUUCGAGCGGAUGUUACGUCAUUUGAUUACGAGUGCACAAAGACAGUACCGGAAGUGGUCCUAAAGUGCAACGACAGCCGACGCUGCCUGGAUGUAUCGCUGAUGUGCGACUUCCUGCUGUCCCAGAACUGCAAGACUGCAGCUUACCCCCAGGACAAGACCGACCAGUCUCGGGACUACCCGUCCUACUGCUUCCGUAAGGACACGACUACGACUGAGGGCCCGACGACGACGGAAGCCCCGUCGGCACCUUUCAACUGGAGGCCCAUCGUUGCCAUUAUCGGAGCAGCAGUGGCGUUGCUGCUUUUAGGCUGGUGUUGCUGGCGUCCCGGUUAUCUCCCCUGGCGUCUCUCGCGCCUGCGCAAUGUUCCGUUCUUAAACACGCAACGCUUCGUCUGCUGCCGGGGACCAACCGCCUGUUGCCCAUGUCUGAAAUGUUGCGCGGCCCAGGGAACCGAAGAUCCAAGCUACAUUGACAGCUUUGUGUCCACUCGCCCGGGCCGGAAGAGCACGCUGAACAUGAACCCCUUCACAAACGGAUCCAAGGUCGAUGCAGUACCGUAUAGAAGACUACAAAACCCGGGCGGACCCAGCAGAAAAUAUUCCGUACGGGGCUCGACCGGCUACGCCGCUUCCUUGUCGCCAUCAAGUUACUAUGGCAACGAUCCGAACAACUUCGCCUCUGAUUGGUUGAAAUUCAUUUCAAGCGACGGCGGCCAUCUUCGCGAGCAGCGUUAGCUUCGAAGACCGACAAAGGCUUAUUACGUCCUUCUUACAAUAAUUAGUUUAUUUUCGACAUUAUUAUACAGUAUGUCGAGAGAGAUAUUAUUUUAAUUGAGCUAUGGGAACAAGCAACUUUAAACGUUUAGCCUACAUGCAUUAAACGUUAAUGUAAUCUUUAUUUUUUAAUCUAAAUAUACAGAGUACAAACAAAUGUGUAAAUUUACUUGUUUCCCACUAUUCACAAAAUAAAAACAGACACACACCUAACAAAAAUUUUCUCUUUUGUUA
This is a messenger RNA of Dreissena polymorpha, 1740 nucleotides long. RefSeq lists its product as uncharacterized. Bases 67 to 1467 code for a protein of 466 amino acids. The record is from RefSeq and is a predicted model, not a curated record. The transcript is spliced from 10 exons. Lineage: Eukaryota; Metazoa; Mollusca; Bivalvia; Myida; Dreissenidae.